UGUAAAAUGAGAUUAUUUUUACGUAAAUUUAUCCAUAUCCUCAUUUCCUUGCAUGCUUAGGAAACUUGCAAAUUUGGAAAGACAAAUCUAUGCAUUUGAAGGUGGUUAUCUCGAGGAUACUUCACAAUUUGGUAAUAUUGUCAGAGGAUGGAACAAAUAUCUUUUUACCAACAAGUCCGCAUUCGGUAAAAAUAAAGGAUCCUCUUUCGAUAAACCUAUCCACAGAAAAUUUAAAGAGAGUGAAAGGCUCUUUUCCCAUUCAUCUGUUACAUCUCGAGCUGCCAUAUCCAAUAUUCCUCAAGAUGUUGAUUGUGAUCCGUUUGUGCUUAAUUCUCCGCCAAUCAAAAAUUCUUCCAACAUUUCCAACGCCUCCCUUAACAGUAGCAGCACUUCUUCGCUUCACAAAACGAAUGAUUUGGUCAAAAGCGAAAAUGCAUCAUCUAACAUCGCAUUGGUAAAUAAGAAUCAUAAAUCUCCCGAAAGCGACAUAAAAUACUUGACUAAACCUAUGGAAACCUUGUCCUCUACGAGCGCCAUCUCGAAUAAUGUGAACAGCCCUUACACCUCGAAAAACUCCAAAAACGCUCCCAGUAGUGCCAACAUAUUCAACUCCUUAAAUUCAAAUGCGGAUAAGCCGAUCGUUCCAGCAAAUUUGAUAAAACCCGCCAGCAUUCAACACAAAAGAGUCUAUAAAAGAGCCAGAUACAAAUGAUUCUAGUUUCUUUUAGCCAUUAAUUCUAGAUAUACUUGAAUUGUUUUCAAGUUCCUCAUUUAUGUUUCG
Messenger RNA from Gordionus sp. m RMFG-2023, 781 nucleotides. RefSeq names its product chromatin modification-related protein MEAF6-like. The record is from RefSeq and is a predicted model, not a curated record. Gene Ontology annotation, cellular component: NuA4 histone acetyltransferase complex. The transcript has 3 exons. Bases 53 to 712 code for a protein of 219 amino acids. NCBI's taxonomy places the organism in Eukaryota, Metazoa, Nematomorpha, Gordioida, Chordodea, Parachordodidae.